Lytechinus pictus (painted urchin) is the source of this 5880-nucleotide messenger RNA. RefSeq names its product A disintegrin and metalloproteinase with thrombospondin motifs 3-like. NCBI's taxonomy places the organism in Eukaryota, Metazoa, Echinodermata, Echinoidea, Temnopleuroida, Toxopneustidae. The record is from RefSeq and is a predicted model, not a curated record. The transcript is spliced from 19 exons. Gene Ontology annotation, biological process: proteolysis; extracellular matrix organization. Gene Ontology annotation, molecular function: metalloendopeptidase activity. Gene Ontology annotation, cellular component: extracellular matrix. Bases 1 to 2790 code for a protein of 929 amino acids.
AUGUUACAUCUUCAGCAACAGUACUGCAUCUGUGUACGGUCGUUAAAGGAGCAGUACGACUUUUCGGUGAGGUCGUUGGACGAGCAGAUAUACGACUUUUCGAUGAGGUCAUUAAAGGAGCAGUACGACAUUUUGGUAAACACAGCUUAUGAUCACCCUUCAUUGGAAGCUAACAUUCAAUUUGUCGUUGUUCGGAUUGUACUACUGAACAGGCAGCAGUCGAAAUACAUGGUAGUAGAGAACAACGCUCCAGCCAGUUUGACCAAUGUUUGUCGAUGGGCAGCUACUCAGACCACACGUGAUGACUCGGCCCCAGAGCAUCACGACCAUGCCAUCUUUAUCACCAAAGAAAACUUCGGACCAGCUGGUUACGCUCCUGUUACUGGUAUGUGCGCUAUCACAAGAAGCUGCUCUCUAAACAAAGAUGAAGGUCUCUUAUCGUCAUUUGUGAUCGCUCAUGAGUCGGGUCACGUUUUCGGGAUGGAACACGACGGCGUCGGCAACACCUGUAAGCGCGACCAGUUACGGGGCUCUAUCAUGUCGCCGGUCGUCAAGGCCACUUACACCCGGUACUUCUGGUCGGUUUGCAGUCAGUACGAGCUUCACCGGUAUCUCUCUCGGUACUAUUGCUUGUGGGAUGAUCCUUUCGAUAGCGGAUAUCCGGAGGUCCGGCAGUAUCCGGGUCGGCGCUAUACAAUGGAUGAACAAUGUCGGUUUGAUUUCGGUCACGGCUACCGCACGUGUACCGCGUUCAAUGAUUACGACAAAUGCGACCAACUGUGGUGUAUGCACUACCGCAAAAGAUAUGUUUGUCGGACUAAGAAAGGUCCGCCGUUAGACGGCACAGAAUGUGGUCCGGGAAUGUGGUGCGUUCAAGGAACUUGUAGGUAUUCACAGAAUCAGAUCGAUGGUCAUUGGAGCGCGUGGACUGGAUGGUCAGAAUGUUCAUAUUCGUGUGGUACAGGUACUAAGUACAGGACAAGACAAUGCGAUAACCCAAGACCCCAAUACGGAGGACGGGAGUGCUCAGGUAAAGGCGAGGAUGUUAGACUUUGCAAUACUCAGGAAUGUCCAAAUGGACCCAUUGACAAGCGCGCAGAGCAGUGUACUAACUUUUUCAGCAAUUGGAACUUUAUGAAUCAGAGACAUACCUGGCUGCCAUAUGAAAACAGAAAUAGAACGUUACGUUGUCGAUUAACAUGUGUGUCACAUGAAACAGGAGAGGUAGCAAUGUCUGAUUAUAACGUAACUGAUGGUACUCCUGCUUCAUAUGAUAACCCUGAAGAAAUCUGUGUUAGAGGAAGAAAAAUCCCAAUAGGUUGUAACCACGAGAUCUCAUCUAAGCUUCAGUGGGAUCGAUGUGGAGUAUGCGGAGGUGAUGGAUUCUCAUGUAAGCGAGCAACAGUCGAUAUCAGUGAUAAUGCGUCCACUAACAAAAGAUAUAAAAAGGUUUUUACAUUCUCCCCAGCUUUACGGAAGGUUGAUGUCAAGAAAACAGUGCCUUCAACACACUUUCUGGCAUUAAAAAGUGCCGAGACGGGAAAAUAUAUUUUGAAUCCGGGGAGGAGACGCUCGGAACCUCAUGACUUUAUCGUUGAUGGUGCAAGAUUUACAUAUGACGUCAGAGGUGGAAGUGAGAGGCUCGUUAGUAAAGGACCAUUAGGAAAAGAGCUUCAUUUGAUGGUGUACAUCACGCGAGAUACCAAUACAUUGAAUUAUACUGCAUCAUUUUAUGAACCAUUACCAGAGACGACCUCGGCGCCGCCAACGACGGUGCCGGUGACGACACCGCCGGUGAAUAAUCAUAUAGCUCACAUGGUUACAGAUGACAUGCCUCCGUAUGAAUGGAGGGAGCUGGGAUGGACAAAAUGUAAUCGGAAAUGUGGAGGAGGUUACUCUUUCUUCAGGCAUCAAUGUUUUGUUACCGGAACGGAUGAAACAGUCAAGAAGGAUAAAUGUGGCAUGGGAAGUUACAAUCCCAAGGCGAAGCGCAAGCGAUGUAACACCCACGAGUGCGGUACGAUACCAGGCGCCGAGACAAACGUUGAUUCCUCAACACAACGGGAGACAACCACACAUAGAGCAACAACAACGGUUGUAGCCACGACAGCGAGAGCAACAACAACUACCACACCUCCACCUACAACUACAAUGCCAACAACGACAGCACCUCCCACUACAACACGACCCACUACCACUCGAGCAACUACCACGGAACCUACGACAACUCGCCCUACAACGACAUUGCCACCAACUACUGCAGUGCCAAUAAGCUAUUCUUGGAAGAUUCGAGAUUGGGGCAACUGUAGCGAAUCUUGCGGUUCCAACGGUUUUAAAAGGCGAGCCAUCCACUGCAUCCAAAGUAUAGCUGGCAUCAGGAGUAAAGUGGACCCUUCACUCUGUCCAACCCCACAGCCAGUGGACCAUGAAGAAUGCAAUCGACAGCCUUGCCCAGCCAGAUGGGUCACUGGGGCGUGGUCAGAGUGCUCAGCAAGCUGUGGUACUGGUAGUAAGACACGCAAUGUAACCUGUGAAUCGCUAGAUGGUGAAGGAAUGCCGGGAUCAUAUCAUUGUUUUGAUGAAAGACCACCAACAUCAAAAUCUUGCUCAGUGCAAGAAUGUGAUCCUGGGAACUGUAUUCCGAUGGACUCUGUGAUCUGCAAGCGGAAGAACUACCGCACGUACUGCAAGAUGCCUCGAUAUGAAGAACUUUGUUGUACGACAUGUAGUGCACAGAAGAAAUUAUUCCAACAGCAACGAGCACGGAAUGCACGUCGACCACGGAACUAAACUUUCAGUCGGUUCAAACCAUGGUAGCAAUUUCUUUCACGACAGGGGAACUUGGGAUAUAGCUGAAUUGGAGAGAUUAUAGAAAUCAUUUGAACUUGGGAGAUGAAUUAUGUGUACUCUUCCGAACAGCAAGGGAAGUUUGCUUCCAACAUUACACAAGUUUUCUUUUAAUACCUUGUUUCUGACAUCUUUUGAUGGGAAUUUCUUAAUUUUUUUGGACGAUGGGGAUUGGACUGCCCCUCUUGUAGACUUCCUGAUGAACAUGUUUGCUCCUUCCCAGCAUACACACCAUGGGGUGAUGCAAAAAGAGAUAAGUUGGACCAGAGGGUACAACGCGCAACUAUUGUUACCUCGAAGAGAUAAGUCGGACCAGAGGAUACAACGCACAACUAUUGUUAUCUCGUAGAGAUAAGUCGGACCAGAGGAUACAAUGCGCAACUAUUAUGUACCUCGGCUUUAAGCAAGCCACUUCUUCAGCAACGCUCAGUGCAUUCAAGAAAUUUAUCCAUCUGUGUAUCCAUUCAUCUCACCACAAUGUGGAUCAAUUUCUUGCUGAAGGAAAACACACAAUAUGGUUGGGAUUUGAACCCAUGUCCCCCUGUAGGACGAGUCAGGUCCUUGAGAAACACUACACAACACCCAACUGAGGAUUUAAGUGUGAUGUUUUACCAGACUUCAAAUCUUUUGUGUAACACCCCUGAAUUAGCUCAUCUCUAAUGACUUGAUGGAUGGAUGGGCACUAUUUUACCAAUUAUAUAAUAAUGUAUUUGUUCUAGAACUAGAGAUUCAAAUCUCUAAUAAGACGAUGAUACAAUGUAUGAUAUGAAGUUUAAUUAUAUAGCAAUGAAAGCAACAGAAAACAAUAAAAUUAUUUACUCAUACCAGGUAAUGAUUAUCCAUAUUUGUAAAACAAUUGUACUGUGUUAGUAAUUUGGGAGGGGAUUUAAUCAAGUAUUAUUUAGCAAGAAAAGUAGAGGGACAAUAUUGAUUAAAAUGAGGAAAAUGUGUGACGAAAAUGAUACGAGGGAGUAAUAUUUAUCUUGUGCGACAGGGAUGUGUUCAGCACCAUUACGGAACCAGGAAAAGAUUAAGUCUACAAGAAAAUGUGUGGUAUUUGUUUUGUUCUCCAUCAUAAUCUUAUGGUAAAGAUGUAAAUAUUCAUUGUAAGAUAAAAUUCUGUAAGAUAUGCUAAAUUGAAGGAAAUUAUUUUCCCUGUAUUUUCACCUAUCAUUUUCUGACAAAAGUAUUUGGAUAUAUUGGUGAUAUCUUAUGUUCUUAACAUCAUUUUACCCCAGUAAUUCUUAUUAUCUGCAUAAUGACCCCAAAUUUCAUAAAGCUUGUCAUCAAUAACAAGUUUAAAAGCUAAUAAAAUCCUGCAAUUUGAUUGGCCAGAGACAAUUUUUUUUUUCUUUUGAGAAAAUACUUUAUGGAACACGGGCCAGAUAUAUUGCAGGUGUCUAAAUUUUCUAAUUUUUCAGGGAAAAUGAAUGCUUCUUUCUUUCAAUUCAUUUCUAGCCUUAUUGUAUAUAUAUGUAAUCAUUCUCAAGAAGCGUAUAAGUCUAUUACUUUUCAUGUUAGGAUAUGAGAUUAAUAUGGUGCUCUGUUCAAAGUCAUGUGUGUGAUUUUGUAAACACAUUUCAAUUUGCCUAAUUUGUUAUACCCAGCCAAAUGAUACAAUCCAUGUAUGGCAAGUUCUCCUAAGUCUGCGCAGUCCCCCUUGUCUGCGCAUACGCGUAUCUGCGCGAUUCUAGUAAAAGAAGAUACACAACGAACAUAAACUUUACACAUCUAAUGCAUAGACAGAUAUUAACUAUAAAAUCCGACUCACAAUGGUGGAAAAAUAAUGAAAUUUUGGCAUUUCUUGUGACAGCCUCAAAAUGCAGCCUUUCUCAUCAAAAUCCCAGAAUCGCAUGCAAAGUGAAUGGGUGCGCAGACAUGGGGCACCAUUUUUUUUUUCAAUCUGAAGAGCACAAAUCCCGAUUGGAAAUAGUGUCAAGUAAAUAAUUGUAAGACGAUUGCGCACAUUCCAAUCUGACUGCCCGAGGUUUUUUCCAAGAAAAUCAUAUAUUUCUUUAAAAUUUUUAUGAGAUAUUUGGCACACUAACUCAUAAUGAUGUAAGGAACAUUAUCGACUGAAAGAUUUCGUGAAAUAAAAAGAAAUUCAUAUCAAAUCUUAACUCAAAUUAUUAGGUGCGCAGACUUGGGGACCACCAUCAUACAAUCUCAAUUUUAAAGAGUUACCAAUUAUACUGAAUUAGAAAUGAUGCAAUUUUUUUUUCAAUUCUGGUUCCAAAUAACCUGUUGGACCUUUUUUUUAAUUUCUUGAAAAACUAUCACAAGGAGCUGGUUCACCCCACCCCCAUCACUUGUGGUACUCCGCACUGCCAUUGGUCAUAAGACUGGAGUAUUCACCUUUACUUCUGGAAGUAAUAUGUUUCAUGGAUAUGAAUACAAGUCAUAAUCAUGAGAUUAUUAGACCAAUGCAGUUCAAUGUUCUGUUGAAUUGAUAUAAAUCAUGCAUUUCAGUAAUCAGUUGAAAUUUCAAAGGGAAGUAUUACACUACAUUAUAAAGUGCUGUACGAUUUUACAUUCAAUGCCUUUCCAUGAGUGAACCCACAUGCCGUUUGUUUUUAUUUGAAAUACUCAAAUUCAAUAUACUUGAAAAUUGUCUUCCACCCACCCACCCCCCCCCCCACACACACACACACACAAACAAAAUGCCCCUUUGCAUGUUCUAGCUCACAGUGAUAACACUAGAUUGUUUUCUACCUGUAUACAUGUAUGUGCCUUUCUAUUGUAAUGUAGUGUAAAUUUCAAACUUGUCUGGUGCUUGACUAGAUGGUGUAUAUUUAUUAUCAGAUUACUGAAUAAUUCUUUGUAUUAUCAGAGAAAUUUAUUUCCAUUGCUUGUUCUAAAGCUUUUAUCGCCGCUGUUAAUUUGCCUCGAGCAUUUCACUCUGUAGUAGAAGCUAUAAAGGAAGAUGUGUGUACGAGCAAUGAGUCUCCCUUCCUCGUGAUAUGUGCCAUGCCUACUAUGCAUGAAACCAUCUUUUUGUACUACAAAAUGUAAAUAAAAAUGCUUUUACAUGUA